UGUGGGUUUCCGCGAAUUCUGAAAGAACCGUAGUUCGCGAGCUUAGGCGGGACCAUGCUGACUCGGCUGAAAGCAAAAUCAGAGAGAAAGCUUGCAAAACAGAUAUGCAGAGUUGUGUUGGAUCAGUUUGACAAACAGUAUUCCAAAGAACUUGGGGAUUCCUGGAAUACAAUAAGGGAUAUUCUAAUAUCUCCAUCACUGUGGCAAUAUGCUGUCCUCUUCAACCGAUUCAAUUAUCCUUUUGAACUGGAAAAAGACUUAUAUUUGAGGGGCUAUCGAACCCUUCAAGGCUCUUUACCAUAUUAUCCUAAAUCAAUGAAGUGCUACCUCAGCCGAACUCCAGAUCGAAUGCCUUCAGAACGACAUCAGACUGGAAACUUGAAAAAGUACUAUCUCCUCAAUGCUGCUUCUCUUCUGCCAGUCCUGGCUCUGGAACUGAGUGAUGGGGAGGCAGUCCUGGACUUGUGUGCCGCUCCUGGGGGCAAAUCCGUAGCUCUGCUGCAGUGUGCAUAUCCAGGUUAUCUUCUUUGUAACGAAUAUGAUAGCUUGAGAGUGAGAUGGCUGAGACAGACAUUGGAAUCUUUCAUCCCACAACCUUUGAUAAAUGUAAUUAAAGUGUCGGAAUUGGAUGGCAGAGCUAUGGGAGAUGCCCAGCCUGAAACAUUUGACAAGGUGUUGGUUGAUGCUCCAUGUUCAAAUGAUCGAAGCUGGCUCUUUUCCUCGGACUCUCAGAAAGCUGCGUGUAGGAUCCAGCAAAGGAACAAUUUGCCUGUCCUCCAGGUAGAACUCUUAAGGUCUGCAAUUAAAGCGUUACGUCCUGGAGGGCUACUUGUGUACUCCACAUGCACACUUUCCAAGGCUGAAAAUCAAGACGUGAUCAGUGAAGUCUUAAGUUCUGACAGUAACAUCAUGCCUGUGGAUAUUAGCGGGAUAGCAAGAACUUGCUCCCAAGACUUCACAUUUGCUCCCAGUAACCAGAAAUGCAGCCUUUUGGUGAUUCCUGAAAAGGGCAAAGCUUGGGGCCCAAUGUAUAUAGCCAAACUGAAAAAACAAAAAAAAUCAUGAGUAUAGGAAAAUGGCACCAUGAAUUUUGUAAGCCGUGUUGAUAUGUUAUUAUAUGUAUAUUUUCUGAGCUUACCACAUGUUAGUAUGUAAAUACUUACAGUCACUUUCCCUAGGACCAUUUAGAAUCCUCUUUAGUUAGUACUUCAGCCUCAAAGAUUAGGCUUAAGAAAUUUUCAGGUAUAAUUUUGUUCCACCAAACUUAUCUAUAGUAAUGAUUUAAAGUGGGACAUAUGGUAUCGUUUGUGUAUAAUAAAUUUUUGUUUUUUUAAUUGGGAUUUUAUAGUUAACUAGAAUACAUGGAUCUGAGCAUAAAAUGUUUAAGACUGUAUUCUAAAACAUGGGUGUUUUAUCCUUCAAAAAUGUGUAUUUGCCAAUCCUCUUAACCAUUUCCUCAUCAAAUGUGUAGAUACUUUUUGUGAAAACAAUUGGUACACCAAGGCUAACUUCUUAAGCAGCACAACUUUCUAGUUCUAGCAAAAUAAGUUUCUUAUUUGCAAAGUUGUUUUGUGUUAAGGACUGUCUUCUGUUUACUGCAAAGGUCAGUGACUCUAUUGACACCAGCUUUAUUUCUCCCCAUUUUCUUUUAUUCACAAAUAGAAAUUGAAAGGGUAAAUUAUGUUGAAAGGCCUUUAGAACAGCAGAUUCAUAUGCACGGGUUUGACUUUCGACAUUCAGCUUGUAGAAUAAUGGAAUCUAUCCAGCAGGCUAUAAAGCAAGCACUUGAAGCAAACCCAGAAUGAUUAAUAACGGCAAUAACUGAACUAUAUUUGGAGUGUUUUCUUACAUAAUUGCAGUCAUAAUGAGUACUACAGAAUCUGAUUAUCUUACAGUUGCAAUCUGGAGGGGCUUUUUAUUUCACUUGGUUAUAAAAUGUUAUAUGAGAGUGUGAUGUCACAUAUUAAUGUAGAAGAGGAAGUUGUCUAAUGAGAGUCAAUUACCCGUUACCAAGACCCUAAACCAUUCACUGAAUGGCUCUCUCUAUUUAGUCAUAUCUCAUGAGUUUUG
This is a messenger RNA of Psammomys obesus (fat sand rat), 2070 nucleotides long. RefSeq names its product NOP2/Sun RNA methyltransferase 3 (gene Nsun3). Gene Ontology annotation, cellular component: mitochondrial large ribosomal subunit. The record is from RefSeq and is a predicted model, not a curated record. Bases 55 to 1065 code for a protein of 336 amino acids. Gene Ontology annotation, biological process: rRNA methylation. Lineage: Eukaryota; Metazoa; Chordata; Mammalia; Rodentia; Muridae. The transcript is spliced from 6 exons. Gene Ontology annotation, molecular function: methyltransferase activity.